CCGCCUUACAAGCUCAAAAAAGUAUGGCCGCCAGACAUCAAGAACAUGACACCGCCACAACAGCUUCGAUUUGAAAAGAAGUACAAGCGGAGGCUGAAGCUCGCAACGGCUCGGCCACGGUGGGACAAGUUUGUCCGGGUGGCGCAACUAUGCACCAUGACAUUUGUCGUUACAUACAUGGUGCUCUUCAUGGAUUGGAAGGAUGUUCCGACCCCGUUCGACCCGGUCCGCGAGAAGUUCUGGGGUUUCUUUGGCGUCUUUACCGACGAAUCGAGGAAGCUCACCAUCAAGGACAAGCCGUCCUCACAGGCGUCCAGCAAGUAAUGAUGUGGAAAUCGUUUCCAUACUGUCCCCUCACCUGUUGUAUAGUAUUGUUCCACCACCCGGAGUUUGGCGUUGGAUACCCGGCAGCAAUGGCGCGGCGAUUUCUGGCCGCCAUGAAUGAAUGAUGCCGGAGCUCUCGGCUCACCUUCCAGUCACGCUCUCUG
Molecule: messenger RNA, 488 nt
Organism: Parathielavia appendiculata
Lineage: Eukaryota; Fungi; Ascomycota; Sordariomycetes; Sordariales; Chaetomiaceae
Exons: 3
Coding region: 46-324 (92 amino acids)
Source: RefSeq, a predicted model, not a curated record